This is a messenger RNA of Diabrotica virgifera virgifera (western corn rootworm), 1398 nucleotides long. RefSeq names its product lipase 3. Lineage: Eukaryota; Metazoa; Arthropoda; Insecta; Coleoptera; Chrysomelidae. Gene Ontology annotation, biological process: lipid metabolic process. The transcript has 2 exons. The record is from RefSeq and is a predicted model, not a curated record. Bases 43 to 1248 code for a protein of 401 amino acids. Gene Ontology annotation, molecular function: hydrolase activity, acting on ester bonds.
UGUGUACAAAUUAUCGGUUAGCGUUGGCAAAUAAACAAAAACAUGGUUAUAAAAAUACUACUUGCACUAUCUAUCGCACAAUUUCUAAUUGUCACCUCUAUACCAAUAGAUGAUUUUUUCCCAUUAAUUGACGAUGACGACUUCAAUAAAACCACACCAGAAAUGAUAGCAAAUGCUGGCUAUCCUGUUGAAACUCACUAUGUGACCACUACAGAUGAAUAUAUCCUGUGCAUUCAUAGAAUACCAUCUGGAAAAAAUGGGAAAAAGAAUAAUAAGGUGGCAUAUUUGCAACACGGAGUUCUCACCUCUUCUUCUGAUUGGAUUUUGUUUGGACCUGGAAAGUCUCUAGGGUAUAUUCUUGCUGAUCAUGGUUAUGAUGUUUGGAUGGGAAAUGCAAGAGGCACAUUGUACUCCAGAAACCAUACUAAAUUAAAUCCAGAUACUGAUGGUAAAUUCUGGCAGUUUAGUUGGAAUGAAAUUGGUUAUUAUGAUUUACCUGCUAUGAUCGACUAUAUUACAGAAACAACAGGUAUUGAUGGAGUCCACUAUGUAGGACAUUCCCAAGGAACAACAUCAUUCUUUGUAAUGACCUCAGAAAGACCGGAAUAUAACAAAAAGAUAAAAGUUCAAGUUAGUCUAGCUCCUAUUGCUUACAUGAAUCACAUGACAAGUCCUUUGUUACAUAUCAUUUCUUUUUGGGAAGGGCCAUUGGAAAUAUUGAUGGGUCUUCUGGGAAUGAAUGAGUUCAUUCCUGAGAAAGGCUUUUUACAUCUAUUAACAGAGGCCAUUUGUAAAGACGGCUUGGGACAAAUCCUCUGUGAAAAUGCAUUGUUUGCGAUUUGUGGUUUUAGCCUUAAUGAAAUGAACACAACGAAAAUCCCUUUAAUUGUAGGACAUGCACCAGCUGGAGCAUCUACUAAGCAAUUGCUUCAUUAUGGCCAAGAAAUAAACAGUGGACAUUUUAGAAAAUAUGACUUUGGUAUGAUCGGUAAUCUCGAAGAAUAUGGAAGCGUUUGGGCCCCAGAUUACGAUUUAUCUAAAGUAACUGCUCCAGUUUUUUUAUUUUACAGUAAAAACGAUUGGUUAGCUGGUUUACAAGAUGUCGAGAGACUUUAUAAGGAACUACCAAAUGCUCAGGGAAAAUUUUUGAUAGCGGAGGAUUCCUUUAAUCAUUUAGAUUUUACAUACUGUGAUAGGGCCCCAAAACUGAUUUAUAAUGAAAUCAUUAGUAUAUUUAACAUCUAUUGAUAUUUUAUUGUACCUAUUUCAAAUGUUGAAUACGUAACCUAUCUGAGUUCAUUUCAAUUUAUUUAUUUUCUUUUUAUUUAUUUCUCUUUACUUAGAUUGUAUUUUUUGUACUAUGUAUAUUUGUUGUGAAAUAAAUUUUUUUGUAACUUC